AUGUCUUCGUCUGCCGAGCGGUUCCAUCCGAGGUACUUCCCGGCCAUCACUGAGCGUCGCUCCAUGGUGGCUCGAAAGGGCUCAGCACCGUCGCUGCACCGCACCGCUGGCCGGGCUGCUGCUACUGCUGCGACGUUUGUGCGGCCGCCGCGCGCCUCGCCGGCUGCUGUGCCCGCGCCCGCGAGCUGCGGCACUGCGGGUGCACUGGAACAGGCGCCUCCUGCUGUUGCUGCCGUGCCGUGCGCGCGUGGCACUGGACUGCCGACGGUGGGCGCGGUGCCGGUGCUGUCGCUGAACUGCGAGGCGGAGCGCGGGUGCGCUGGCGUGGCGCCUGCGACGGUGGCCGCGACGAUGGCGCCCGCGGUGCACGUGGCGGCGCCGGUGGCGCAGCCGGUGUGUGGGACGCGCAGGCUUUCGGCGAUGCCUGCUGCCGCGCUGGUGGAGGCGUUCAGGGCGACGUGCGAGGGGCACGUGGCGGACGUUGCGUGCACGCCGCAGGGCAAGACGCUGCUGCAGGCGGCGCUGCCGACGCAGCGGUCGGAGGUGCUGGACUCCGUGGUGACGGAGCUGUGCCCGCGGCUGCGCGACGUGGCGGUGGACGUGCACGGGUGCCACGUGCUGCGGACGCUGGUGGAGGCGUGCACCGCGGAGCAGACUGAGGCGCUGAUCGGCGCGAUGCACGCGUCGGUUGUGCUGAACAUGUGCACCACGUCGCAGUACACGCGGCGCACGCUGCAGUCGCUGUUCGAGCGGCGCGAGGUGGACCUGUCUGCGGUUGUGCACGUGCUUGCGGACAACGCGGGGUACCUUGCGGCGACGCAGCAGGGGUGCAUCUCGCUGAUGCGCGUGUUCGAGCUGUGCGACGCGGCACAGAAGGCGGAGCUUGUGCGCGAGCUGCUGCCGAAGUUGGCUGCGCUGUCGAUGGAUGCGUUUGCGAACUACAUGGUGCAGUGCACGAUCGAGCACAGCGAUCGCACGACGGCGGCGCAGUACGGUUGUGACCCACUUCACCGGCAACAUAUUGCAGAUGAGCUGCAAC
Leishmania mexicana MHOM/GT/2001/U1103 is the source of this 1039-nucleotide messenger RNA. RefSeq lists its product as uncharacterized. Gene Ontology annotation, biological process: post-transcriptional regulation of gene expression. NCBI's taxonomy places the organism in Eukaryota, Euglenozoa, Kinetoplastea, Trypanosomatida, Trypanosomatidae. The record is from RefSeq and is a predicted model, not a curated record. Gene Ontology annotation, molecular function: mRNA binding. The annotation marks the transcript as partial. The transcript has a single exon. Gene Ontology annotation, cellular component: cytoplasm.